Molecule: messenger RNA, 1397 nt
Organism: Coffea arabica (coffee)
Lineage: Eukaryota; Viridiplantae; Streptophyta; Magnoliopsida; Gentianales; Rubiaceae
Biological process (GO): negative regulation of cyclin-dependent protein serine/threonine kinase activity
Cellular component (GO): nucleus
Molecular function (GO): cyclin-dependent protein serine/threonine kinase inhibitor activity
Source: RefSeq, a predicted model, not a curated record
UCCCCCGGGCCACCCAAGUUCCAGCAGCUCCAUUUCCUUCCUCAGCCGAGAGCGAGAGAGAGACUGUGGAGAGAGAGAGAGAGAGCAACUCUGCUUGUGUGUGCGUGUUGUGCGUGCGUUUCAAGUCGCUUUUAAGUAAAUUUGAUUGUGGAAGCUGGGACGGAAUAUCAUUAUACCGACGGGUGUACAAAUUUAAAGAUAUUUAUUGAGGUAUACGUAUUUAUAUAUACACGGAAAUAUAUGUAUAUGUAAAAGACUCGAGGAAGGGAAAAAAAAAAAAAGAGGGAGAGAGUGACUAAUUAAAAACAGAUGGGAGAUUACCUGAGGAAAUGUGAGAGAUCAAUUGGAGAGAUGGCAGCAGCAGCGGCUACGGAAAUCGGAGGAGAAAUUAUCAAAAUGAGAGCCGUGGAGGAGGAGGAGGAGGAGGUUACCAGCUCCAGUAAGAGACGUAAAGUUGACGAUUGUGAUGAGGCGCCUGAGCCGCAGCUAAAUUUGCCAGCCUAUACAGUUUCGGCUUCUGCUGCAAAUUCAACGACGACGUCCUCGGCGGCCAACGUCCAUGAGGAGAAAAUGAGAUCCACGGAUCUGAAGAUGAAGCUAAACUUCAAAUUCAAACUCGGAAAGCAUUUACUAAUACUACUACUUCUCUACCACCAGGAUUCCGAAACUGAAAUUUCCACGCUCAUAAUCCGCCAAUUCAGAGAGACGAGUCCGUCAAGUGAGAUUUGCGGAGGAGACUCGGGGAUAGAGUUGAUGGAGUCUAUAUCGUCAACGACAACAAAGAAGGAGGAGUCUUCUCGGAGAAAUCGUCAGGAGUUGAAAACCAAAACUUGCAUGCCUUCAGCAGCGGAGAUCGAAGAGUUCUUCGCCGUGGCUGAAAAGCGACAGCAGAAACAAUUCGCGGAAAAGUACAACUAUGAUAUAGUGAAGGACGUGCCAUUGGAGGGCCGGUACGAGUGGGUACGUUUGAAGCCUUAAAUUGAUCAUCAGCUUGCAUGAUCCAGCUGAAAUGGUCGAAAACGAGAGGACGCUGGGUUACUACUUACUGGGAGUAAUAUAUCAUAUAUGUUAACAUCACACGAGGACGCACAGGGCCAUUGUCUGUCUUCUUUCUUCUUCCCUUUUGUUCUUUGGUUGGUAUUAUUAUUGGGACUUUUAUAACUGGUCUUUUAAUUAAUCAGCUAAUUAGUAGAUUAAUCAAUUGGCUAUUGUAUUGUAGGCCGGAUUUGGGGUUCAUAGAGUGGUGACAUAUAUGUGUACAGUAGGUUUCUAUCUUUAUGUAAAGAAGCUGGACUCCUUGAUCUUUCCUUUGCCUAUUGGAAUUGUACUGGUCCUCCUCUCUCAGACUGCUACCACUGAAACUAUUACUGCCGCUUUUGAAGAAGCUUCUUUUCCAA